AUGGCAAUAUUAUUGCGCUGUCAACCCUGUCGUCGUGGUUUCGUCAGGGGAUUCACCGUUCGCACUAUUGGCCGUGAAGACAGAGAUUCCGAUGAAGAGAAGAAGCUCGUUGACGAUCAUUGCCUCGAAGGACGAAACUACCCCUGUGGAACAGCAUGUCAACAACCACAUUGGCACUUCUCAACCGAUCGAGAACUAGGAAUUAGUCUCCAUGAUAUCGCCUUCAAGACCUUCCUGUUUAGUUUGGGUGUGGCGAUUAAGUUUGAUACCAGACCGUUAUCUGGGACAUACUUUCCUUAUCAAGAGACCGUCAUCGAUUGCGUCCGCCACCCCGACCCGAGACCAGGGAAAAUUAUCGGAAGGAUCAUGAACACGACGUUGCAGAUUAACGGGGAUGAUAUCUGGAGAAUGGAGGAGGCAGGUGGACUAAAGAAGGGAAGAAACUCGUCGUUCGAUUGGAUUUUAAGGUAUAUUCGUCGAGGCUCAAGCAUCACUCUGUGGAGAAUCAGUUCAAGAAUAUUCCGUGAUCUGACACGUUCAGGAGGCAUUUUGGAGCUUCACAUGAAGGGUCGAGGCAAGGUCGAGAGAUCGAAUAUUAAGUGUCCCAGAAGGAGGCUACGGAGAUGCCAAUUGGUUCUGGUAUCGAUGAGAGGGCCGGGGAGCAGUAAGAGUUGGCGUCGGGGUGCAGGGUAUAUUUGGGCUACCACCCCGAAAGAUCCGAGUGCAGCUAGAAUUCAGGCCCAGCAGGGAAAGGGCAGGGCGAACACAACGAACCCUGAUGGUGACAUCGGAAUGCGGGGUUGGCCUCGGAGACGGGGGCAGAUAAGAAACAAGUUAAUGUCUAUGUGUUGGAAAAGGGAGCACUGCCGUUACAUAUUGCAAAACACGGCAAACUUACGCGCUGCUGAUCCGUCUAGGAAACAAAUGCAAGCUAGACGUCGCCACAAACCCGCAUACCGUGCGGCGAUCACCGACAUAGUCGAGGAGCUCCAUGGCGAAAACAUUACAAGGAGAAAUCAACACGCAUACGCCGUCAUUGACAAUGAACUGUUGAACGUGUCUGCACUGCCUCUGGAUGAAAGCGAAUGGUGGGUCAUAUUGGAUGACGCCACCGCCGUCAUCGCCGCCCAGAUGGAGUCAAACGCCCCGCUGAACAUGGAACAGAUGCUUCUACGAGGCGAGGACAAUAGGAUCCUACAAUUCCGGUUCUGCGAGGAAGACCGAAGGCGCUGACGAAGAGCGGAUAUAUCAAACUCGCACGGGCGGGAUCGUCACAUCAUAAACACGCUGCUGAAAAGAGUAUGUUCAAAGAGUUGACGCCUCGAGUAAAGACUGCCGCUUACUGCCGCUGGGAGGGGGGGGAAUGCCUUCAAUGGGACAAUGUUCCAGGAAAAUUCGAGUAGGAUC
Messenger RNA from Desarmillaria tabescens, 1407 nucleotides. RefSeq lists its product as uncharacterized. The transcript is spliced from 10 exons. The record is from RefSeq and is a predicted model, not a curated record. The coding region runs from base 1 to 1233 and encodes 410 amino acids. Lineage: Eukaryota; Fungi; Basidiomycota; Agaricomycetes; Agaricales; Physalacriaceae.